CUGCGAACAUUAUCCAAACCAUUCUGCCUCAACCCCAAAAUUUUCCUACCAUGAGAUGCAUCCAUUUUCCCUCUUCCUUGCAUUCAUACCUCAAACACAACCAGGAUUUGAAAGCAAGAGAUUGGCGUUGGCUCUAUAGAAAUGAAGCCAUGAGGCUUGAUGUUAUGCAUAGAGCAAAGGUUCCUUCAUUCGUGCACUUGAGGACUAAAGCCAUCACCAAUUCUGUAGUCAUUGGGGUUACUUCUCCAGCCAAGUCCGGUGAUAUUACAGUCCUCAUCCAAACAAGUGUGUUGCUUUUGGGAAUGUACUUCAUAGCAAACUUUGUGGCUCCGUAUUUCAUAUCCAAGUAUUAUGGAUUUGAUAAAGAGAAGAACGCUAAUGAGGAAGACACUCCCUCGUGAGAUGAAGAUGGCAGACUAAGUUCAGAAAUGAAGGCACACAGGAAGGUUCAACAGCACAAAUAUACCUGGAAGUGUCUAUGGUAUCUUUUAUCAUUGAAUAAAUAACAUCUAGAGAAAUAACAUUGCUGCAUUCUUCAACUAUUGCAAAAUCCUGAUCUACACUUUUGUAUCUUCAUUCUGCAAUAGAGGACUAGAGUGUUUUGUAAAACCGACUUCAUCACAAUUCAAAGAAACAGAAAAUCAAAUUCUUGAAGAACA
This is a messenger RNA of Rubroshorea leprosula, 659 nucleotides long. The record is from the annotation of a GenBank genome assembly. NCBI's taxonomy places the organism in Eukaryota, Viridiplantae, Streptophyta, Magnoliopsida, Malvales, Dipterocarpaceae.